UACAGAAUCCUGAUGCUGAUCAUUUACAGGGUUACCAGGUUUGUGAGGAGGUGAAGAUGGAGAGCUGUAAAUCCACAGAUGGAGAAUCAUUAAGCUUUAUAAAUAACCAAGAGGAUGAAGGAAUCCUGAUCAUGACUAUAAAAGAAGAAGAUGAUGAAGAUUACCUCUGUGGUGGAACAUCCGGCUCUGUGGAACACCUCACUCCUGUGGACCAGGAGAACAGAGAUGUAAAAGAAGAAGAUGUGAAAGAGGAGGAAGAUGAAGAAGAAGAUUAUCUCUCAGUGAAAAGCUUCUCCUGCUCCUGGUGCAGCUUCUCCUGUGAGUCUGAACUCGAGCUCCACACUCACAUCAGGAGUCUCCACACCGAGGACCAUGUGAGUAUAAACCUGCUGAAACAUGAGACCCCGAUACCCUGGGGUCAGCAGACGUCCUCGGGUUCCGUCGGCGAUGUCCAUCAGGACGUCCAUCGCUGCUCUGAGUGUGAGAAGAGUUUCACUGACCUGCGUCUCCUCAAAUCACACCGGCGCAUUCACACCAGAAAGAAGCUGCACCAGUGCCCUCAGUGCGAGAAGAGCUUCACGUGCAAGAGUCAUCUCAACGAGCACCAGCGCAUUCACACGGGAGAGAAACCGUACCAGUGCUCCCAGUGCGAGAAGAGUUUCACUCGUAAAGGUUUCCUCAAACAGCACCAACUGAUCCACUCCGGAGAGAAGCGGUACGAGUGCGAGCAGUGCGGCAAGAGCUUCAACCGGAAAGGAACUCUGAAGCAUCACCAGCUCCUCCACACGGGGGAGAAACCCUUCCACUGCGCCCAGUGUGGCAGGAGCUUCGUCACCAACAACCACUUCAAACUGCACCAGCGCAUGCACACCGGGGAGAAGCCGUUCCAGUGCUCCGACUGCGGCAAGAGCUUCAACUGCAAGAGUCACCUGAACGCGCACCAGCGCAGUCACGCCGAGGAGAAACCGUACCAGUGCCCCGAGUGUGGCAAGGGAUUUCACCGCAAGGACGAUCUGAAACUGCACCAUCGCAUUCACACCGGAGAGAAACCCUACCAGUGCUCGCAGUGUGGGAGGAGCUUCACUCAGAAAAGUGCUCUCAAACAACACCAGCGCAUUCACGCAGGAGAAAAAACCUAUCACUGCUUAGAGUGCGAGAGGAGUUUUUAUUUCAAAAGUCAGCUUAAUGCACACCAGCGCAUUCACACAGGAGAGAAACUCUAUCAGUGCUCGCAGUGCGAGAAGAGUUUUUAUCGUAAAGACACUCUCAAACAUCACCAGCUCCUCCACUCCGGGGAGAAGCCGUAUUACUGCGCCGAGUGUGGCAGGAGCUUCAUCACCAACAAUCACUUCAAACUGCACCAGCGCGUUCACACCGGAGAGAAGCCGUUCCAGUGCUCCGACUGCGGCAAGAGCUUCAACAGCAAGAGUCACCUGACCGCUCACCAGCUCAUUCACACAGAGAAGAAACCGUUUCAGUGCCCGCAGUGCGGCAAGGGCUUUUAUCGCAAAGAUGUUCUCAAGCUGCACCAGCGCAUUCACACCGGCGUGAAGCCGUAUCAGUGCUCGCAGUGUGGGCGGAGCUUCCUCACCAACAAACACCUGAAACGACACGAGCGCGUUCACACAGGAGAGAAGCCGUACCAGUGCUCCCAGUGCGCCAAGAGUUUCAGCUGCACCAGUCACCUCAAACGACACCAGCGCAUUCACACCGGAGAAAAACCGUACCUCUGCUCGCAGUGCGGGAAGAGUUUUAACUGCAACGAACAUCUCAAACAGCACCAGCGCAUUCACACAGGAGAAAAGCCCUAUCAGUGCCCUGAUUGUGAGAAGAGUUUUAACUGCAAGAGUCACCUGAAGUCACACCAGCGCGUUCACACGGGGGAGAAACUAGUGCUCACCGUGUGAAAAACUAUAAUCACUCAUAUAAAAGUGUUCUCGAAGGAUUUAAUUUAUAAAGAUUUAGCUUAAAUAGAACAGAAAUGUUAACGUGACACGAUAAUGAGCUUAUAAACAUCUACCAUCAAACACUGGAUCCUAGUGCAGGUUCCUCAUGUAGCUACCAGAUCAGCAGCACCUACGUCCUCCUCCACCUACAGAAGCAGAACCGUGAUCACUACCACCACAACCUGAUAACAGACUCACCGGACUGUUUAGCGCACUUCUGCACUACAGAGAAAGAUUCUGAUCAUUGAUGGACGCCACAGUCUUCAUCCAGCACCAAGAUAUGAAGCUGUAAUCAGAACAUUUGAUAUUAAACUGUAUAAUAUAACCUCAGAUUUACUGUAAGUGGACGCGUCUCCUGUUUAAAACUGACCAGCAGACUAAAACUGAUUAAAAAUACUUGGACAUAAAGUAAAAUAUCUCAGGAUAAUAAAUAUCAUGAUUUUCUUGUUCAGUCUGGAGCUGCAGCAACACAUCAGCACAUUUUAUCAUGUACACUGAUC
Molecule: messenger RNA, 2446 nt
Organism: Trichomycterus rosablanca
Lineage: Eukaryota; Metazoa; Chordata; Actinopteri; Siluriformes; Trichomycteridae
Product: zinc finger protein 883-like
Exons: 4
Coding region: 57-1907 (616 amino acids)
Biological process (GO): regulation of transcription by RNA polymerase II
Molecular function (GO): RNA polymerase II cis-regulatory region sequence-specific DNA binding; DNA-binding transcription factor activity
Source: RefSeq, a predicted model, not a curated record